Molecule: messenger RNA, 1236 nt
Organism: Cynocephalus volans (Philippine flying lemur)
Lineage: Eukaryota; Metazoa; Chordata; Mammalia; Dermoptera; Cynocephalidae
Gene: IL18R1
Product: interleukin 18 receptor 1
Exons: 9
Biological process (GO): interleukin-18-mediated signaling pathway; positive regulation of type II interferon production
Molecular function (GO): interleukin-18 binding; interleukin-18 receptor activity
Source: RefSeq, a predicted model, not a curated record
AUGUCCCAGAAGUUCUGGGAGAACUACAAAAAGCUAUCUGAGAACAGUGCAAACCCACUGCUACGGAAGAAUGCCGAGUUUGAAGACCAGGGGUACUACUCCUGCAUGUUUUUCCUUCUUCUUAAUGGAAAACCAUUUAACAUCACCAAAACCUUCAAUAUAACAAUAGUUAAAGUUCACAGUACUGUAAAUCCAGUUCUUCUUGGACCAAAGCUUAACCAUGUCGAAGUGGAAUUAGGCAAAGAUGUACAGCUCAACUGCUCUGCUUUGCUGAAUGAGAAGGAUUUGGUUUAUUGGAACUUCUGGAAAGGAAAUGGAACAAAUCCUAACAUACCUGGAGAGAAAGGAGUGAGAAUUAGGUAUGGAUAUGGGAUAUAUGAAGGCAAAUGGUAUGCUGCAACAAUAUUGAGGAUCAAGAAUAUUAGUGAAAAUAAUCUACAUUUUUUAUAUAAUUGUACUGUGGUCAGUGAGGGAGGCACAGACACCAAAAGCUUCAUCUUGUUGAAGAAAGAUGAGGCUGAUAUCCCAGGCCAUGUCUUCACUAGAGGAAUGAUCAUAGCCAUUUUGAUCUUGGUGGCAGGAGUGUGCCUAGUGACUGUGUGUGUCACUUAUAGAGUUGAUUUGAUUCGUGUGUUUAGGAGAAUUGUCUUUAGUCAACCUUAACUCCUAGAUGGAAAAACAUACGGUGCUUUUGUGUCUUACCUGGAAGAAUGUGGACCCGAGAAUGGAGAGGAGCGUAACUUUGCUGUGGAGACCUUGCCCGGGGUGUUGGAGAAACAUUUUGGAGAUAAGUUGUGCAUAUUCGAAAGGGAUGUAGCGCCUGGAGGAGCUGUUGUUGAUGAAGUCCAGUCAUUGAUAGAGAAAAGCCGAAGAUUAAUCAUUGUCCUCAGUGAAAGUUAUAUGUCCAGUGAGGUCAGGUAUGAACUUGAAAGUGGACUCCAUGAAGCGCUGGUGGAAAGGAAAAUUAAAAUAAUCUUAAUUGAAUUUACAUCUGUCAGUGACUUCACGUUCUUGCCCCAAUCCCUAAAGCUUUUGAAAUCUCACAGAGUUCUGAAGUGGAAAGCUGAUAAGUCUCUUUCUUAUAACUCAAGGUUCUGGAAAAAUCUUCUUUACUUGAUGCCUGCAAAAACAGUCAAGCCAGGUAGAGAUGAGUCAGAAGUCCUGCCUGCUGUUUCAGCGUCUUGGUCUUCAGCAAAGCGGAACAUCAGAAAGAGCGCUAGAGAUUCUGGGGACUGA